CACCACCACAUCUCAAUAAGUUUCGACAAUGAUGAGAAUGAAGAGUGAGUGUGUCUGCUAGACAUGAGGUUGCAGCUACCAGAUGGCUGGUCGCCCUACCCCGCCAUAUACUCCUCAUCUGGUGACGUCGACGUUGUAACCAUGUAACAACAAGAACUUGGCGAAAGGUUAUUCCCUUCGCCUCUUGACCGAAUCAUUCACUCUCAUAUACAUCAUGUUGGUUCUCUGCUUUGUCUUCUGCCUUCUUUUUUACGGUCAAAAAGCGCAUUCAGCGUCCGAACACGCCAGUCAAGACCAUGGUUCUGAUAUCCUCGACUUCAUUGACCCCCUGGUCGGAAGCAGAAGCGGUGGAAAUGUCUUCGCUGGUGCGACUUUGCCAUACGGCAUGGCAAAAGCUGUUGCCGAUGUAGAUGGUGGGAACACUGGAGGUUUCUCCACCGAUGGAAGCAACAUCACGGGAUUUUCGGCUCUUCAUGAUUCUGGGACCGGAGGCAAUCCGAGCUUGGGCAACUUUCCCAUCUUUCCUCAGGUCUGCCCGGAAGACGACAUCAAUUCGUGCAAGUUUCCAAUAGCAGCGCGGGCUAUGCCGUACAAGAAUGAGUCCGUGAAAGCGCGACCUGGCUACUUUGGAGUAGAAUUGGAGAAUGGCAUUCAUGCUGACAUGACCGUUGCUGAACACACUGCACUGUUCCGCUUUGACUUCUCCCGGGCUUUCUCCGCGAAUGGGAGUGGAAAUCCGCUGAUCAUGCUAGACCUUACCGAUUUGUGGGCAAGCAGACAGAACGCGUCGAUCAGUAUUGAAGCCAAUGACGGUGAAGAAGCUGGACGGAUAAAAGGCAACGGCACGUUUCUGCCAAGUUUCGGCGCCGGGUCCUAUCAAGCAUACUUCUGUCUCGAUGUCGCAGGGGGUAGGAUCAAAGACUCAGGAGUAUGGGUGAACGAUCGAGCCGGUACCGGACCCAAGCAGCUUUAUGUCACAAGGGGCUUCAAUCUGUUCUACCUUCAAGCGGGCGGCUAUCUCCGCUUCAAGGGACCACUCAAUGGGACUAUCAAUGCGCGAAUGGGACUUAGUUUUAUCAGCACAGAACAGGCGUGUCAAAACGCCGAGAACGAGAUACCUGGUCCAAAUUUCGACUUUGAAAGACUGGUCACCAGAGCUGAGGGUGCAUGGCGUGCGAAACUCGCUCCAAUAGCAACUUCGACAGGCGAUGUUGACGCCAGCUUCCAGACUAGCUUUUGGAGCGCAAUCUACCGCACCAUGAUCUCUCCUCAGGACUAUACUGGCGAGAACCCUCAUUGGCAAAGCACAGAACCAUACUUCGACUCCUUUUACUGCAUCUGGGACAUGUGGCGUGUGCAGCUUCCGUUCCUCACCAUCCUCGACCCAAAAAUGAUGUCAAACAUGAUCCGCAGUCUACUAGACACGUACAGGCAUCGCGGUUGGCUCCCGGACUGCAUGAUGAGCACUUGCAAAGGCUGGACACAAGGCGGCUCGGACGCAGACAACGUCAUUGUAGAUGCGUACGUCAAGAACCUGACCGGUAUCGACUGGGAACUCGCAUACUCCGCGAUCCUCAACGAUGCCGAAAAUGAGCCGCUGGAAUGGAGCAUCGAAGGCCGCGGCGGCCUCAACUCUUGGAAAACACUGCACUAUAUCCCGUAUCUGGAUUUCGACCCCGUGGGCUUCGGCACGAACUCGCGCAGUAUUUCAAGAACGUUGGAGUACAGCUACAACGACUUUAACCUCGCUAAGCUGGCCAAAGGACUCGGUAAAGAUACAUACACGACCUACCUUUCGCGCUCCACAAACUGGCAAAACCUCUUCCAACCCUCGCAAACCUCCUUCAUAAACGGCACAAACACAAACUUCAUAGGUUUCUUCCAGCCCAAAUACCAAAACGGGACAUGGGGCUAUCAGGACCCGAUUGCAUGCAGUCCGCUCACAGACUUCUGCAGCUUGACAUCCAACCCCUCCGAGACUUUCGAAAGCAGUGCCUGGGAAUACAUGUUCUUCGUGCCCCACGAUAUCGGGCGGGUGAUUGAGCUGCUAGGCGGCGAUGACACGUUUCUGAGACGAUUGGACUAUUUCCAUACUUCUGGGCUGGCGGAUAUAGGCAACGAGCCCGUCUUCCUCACAGUAUACAUGCCGCAUUAUGCGGGGAGACCGGGGCUGUCGGCACGACGUGUGCAUUCGUACAUACCCUCCCGCUUCAACACCUCUUCCUCCGGCCUCCCCGGCAACGACGACUCAGGCGCCAUGGCGUCCUUCACGUUAUUCAGCAUGCUCGGUCUCUUCCCUAAUCCGGGACAGAAUGUGUACUUCAUCACGCCUCCGUUCUUUCCUGAGAUCAGCGUGACGAACCAACUCACUAACAUGACUGCGACGAUUCGCAGUGUUAAUUUUGACAAGGCGUACAAGAACAUAUAUGUGCAGAGUGCGAAGUUGAACGGGGAGGUGUACACGCGGAGCUGGAUCGGGCACGAGUUCUUCACACAGGGGUGGACGCUGGAGCUUGUGCUCGGAGACAGGGAGAGUGAGUGGGGGACCAGAGGGGAGGACAGGCCGCCUAGUAUGUCGACGGGGGGUGAGGGGAUGGAAUGGUGA
Messenger RNA from Macroventuria anomochaeta, 2605 nucleotides. RefSeq names its product glycoside hydrolase family 92 protein. Bases 215 to 2605 code for a protein of 796 amino acids. Gene Ontology annotation, molecular function: carbohydrate binding; peptide-N4-(N-acetyl-beta-glucosaminyl)asparagine amidase activity. Gene Ontology annotation, biological process: protein deglycosylation; carbohydrate metabolic process; glycoprotein catabolic process. The transcript has 3 exons. The record is from RefSeq and is a predicted model, not a curated record. Gene Ontology annotation, cellular component: nucleus; cytosol. Lineage: Eukaryota; Fungi; Ascomycota; Dothideomycetes; Pleosporales; Didymellaceae.